Messenger RNA from Cannabis sativa, 959 nucleotides. Its product is annotated as superoxide dismutase [Cu-Zn]. The record is from RefSeq and is a predicted model, not a curated record. NCBI's taxonomy places the organism in Eukaryota, Viridiplantae, Streptophyta, Magnoliopsida, Rosales, Cannabaceae. The transcript is spliced from 7 exons. Gene Ontology annotation, biological process: removal of superoxide radicals. Gene Ontology annotation, molecular function: superoxide dismutase activity; copper ion binding. Bases 151 to 621 code for a protein of 156 amino acids.
GGUGGAGAAGUAAACCCUAGAACAUUCCCCAUUAGACUUGUUCAAUUUUACUCUCUUGACUCACACAGUUUUUUUCAUAACCCAUCUGCAUCAGAACCUUACUUUCAUUCUUUUUCUUCCUUAGGGGGUGUUCUGAGAUCACAUAGAAAAAUGGUGAAGGGAGUUGCUGUUCUUAACUCUAGCGAGGGUGUCAAAGGAACUAUCCUCUUUGUCCAAGAAGGAGAUGGGCCAACCACUGUGACCGGAAAUGUUUCGGGUCUUAAGCCUGGCCUUCAUGGUUUCCAUGUCCAUGCUCUUGGGGAUACCACAAACGGUUGCAUGUCAACUGGUCCACACUUCAAUCCAGCUGGUAAAGAACACGGUGCCCCUGAAGAUGAGCAUCGCCAUGCUGGUGAUCUUGGAAACAUCAUUGUUGGUGAUGAUGGAACUGCUACUUUCACAAUAGUUGACAAGCAAAUUCCUCUUUGUGGUUCAAACUCCAUCAUUGGUCGUGCUGUCGUCGUUCACGCUGAUCCCGAUGACUUGGGAAAGGGAGGACAUGAGCUAAGCAAGAGCACUGGAAAUGCUGGUGGCAGAAUUGCUUGUGGUAAGUUGAUAGUAGUAGUGUCAAUUGAAUUGUAAUCCAAGUGUUAAUUCUUAUGAUCCUUUGUGUAUUCAUUUUUUUUUUUUUGGCUAUUGUGUAGGUAUUAUUGGUCUUCAAGGAUGAAUUGCCUCCUUAUGACUAUCUUGAAUAAGAGGGAAAAUACAUAGCAUAUUGAUAAUUGGGUUGGGUGGGAUCCAUUUUAUGCUUUUGUACAAGUUUGUACUUUUGUACUUGUGGAGACCAUGUUCUCAUUCUGGUUGAAUUUGAUAUACAUGUGUUUUUGUGUUUUGGUGACCAUUAACUUCUCUCACUCAAGACAUUGCCUUAAGCCUAUUAAUAAGUAAUGAGAAUGAAUGGUAAGAUAGUCAUUUUCUUA